Kockovaella imperatae is the source of this 1864-nucleotide messenger RNA. RefSeq lists its product as hypothetical. The transcript has 8 exons. Gene Ontology annotation, biological process: regulation of DNA-templated transcription. NCBI's taxonomy places the organism in Eukaryota, Fungi, Basidiomycota, Tremellomycetes, Tremellales, Cuniculitremaceae. The record is from RefSeq and is a predicted model, not a curated record. Gene Ontology annotation, molecular function: zinc ion binding; sequence-specific DNA binding. Bases 248 to 1765 code for a protein of 505 amino acids.
CCCGCCGUCAUCAUCCGUCGAUCACUUCUUCGAUCACUCGUUCGAUCACAUUUAAUCACACACCACCGGUACCGGGUGAGGGGACAGGCGUCAAAGAUCAUUCACUUAGCGGGAGAUUAGAUAACGGACACACACAGUCCCCCACAGGGCAGCGACAAGAUCCCGACACGAUCAGCUCAUAGAGCCCCCCCCCCCCCCCCCCCUAGCAAGAUACUCACGUGGCAUAGCUGAAACGCUUGGAGCGUAGAUGAGCGCCAGAUCCACGCCAUCGAAUGCGUCGUCUAGCUCUCGAGGGGUGCCGCGGGUCGGCGGUAUAAGAUGCUAUUGGGCUUUGUGCUGUUUGGAUCCUGGUUCAAGAUUCGAUCUGCUCUUCGUGCAUCCUGAUCCGGUGCUUUCGGUGCACAUGGCAGCACAAAAGAUGUCUUUUCUGGGACGAAGCCUUCUCAGCUUCAUUCAUCCAGCAGAACGCGAGCAGGCUAGAUCCGAUCUAGCCAGCGCAAUCGCAGCAGAUGACCUGCAGGGAAGUGUGACAAGAGUCCGUUUCGCCCGUCUCGGCCAGAUAAGGCGCCUACUCGGAGCGAGCGAGGAUGACAUUGAGAAACCUUUUGACGCGCAGACAUUCGUGGAAGAUGACGAAUAUCUCAUACUAGACCUCGUAUUGAACUGGGUGGCUGAUGGUCUGCUGUUGGCCUUUUUCCACGCGAUACGAGACAAGGAUCCCGUCGCCAACAAUGACCCCGCCCGGAGAAAUGACGAAUGGACCAAUUAUUGUGGAACGGCCAGCAUUGGCGACGAUCAAAUCCUCGCACUGUCACAGAGCAUAUCUCACUACCUGCCUUUCAUGCCUCAGUCUCGUUACCCUCCUUCUAGGGUGUUUCAAAUCCAUACAGCCUCCAUGUCCCCUCUUGAGCCGCACACGCUCACAUUCUCAUGGCCUCCGCCACGGCACAGCGAUUCCGACUCUAUACUUGAUGGGUCGUAUGAUGCUGAAGAAUACUCGAAUCUCAUGAGAGGCGUAGACAUGGAUCCGAAUCAACUGCCAGCGACCCCUAUCGAGCAGCGGACCAACUGCACCACCAGAUUUGGCGCCAGACACACGGUGACAUCCGAAGGUCUCUUCCGUCAGAUAACGAGUGUUUUCAUUCCCUACGGAAACCUGAUCUUCUCCUGCUAUCAAACAACAAAGCAGGUGGAAUUGCAGCAACGGCUUCCCGAACACGUCACACAUGCCGGCCCAACCCAAUCUGGCCAGGACGGAGUCACUCAAGAGGCCAUGCUGGGCUAUGGCUAUGUGCCACCGCAGCAGGAUUGGGCCCGGAUCAACGAAAUGCCUAAUGAAUGGAACCAAAGCAACUACACCAUGCCCUUUCCCCAGACGCCAUCGAGUCUCUCGUACUCGCAUCCGUCGCAGUCUCCCUACAUCGAGGACCCUUUAUUCAGUCCAACCUUCCUCCAAGAAUCAGCAGCAUAUCCGGCUCCCUCGGGUGAUCGUGACGGACCGAGACUCGAUCUAUCUUCCUCGAUGUCAUCGGCUAGGCGUUCGACGUCUGCAACGACUGCGUCAAGCAGCUCGCGACCACUGAUCAGACCCCCAGGAGACGUCCAAUGCUGUCGAUUGUGCGCGACAACCGAGAGUCCUGAGUGGCGGCGAAGUGAGAGCGGCAUCAAAGAUCUCUGCAAUGCGUGUGGGCUGAGACUUGCUCGACAAGUUGCAAAACGCGAAGGCCGACAGAAACCCCGCAAAAGAAAGGAACACGACGCAUAGCGCGACUUUGUUUUGCUUUUGGGUUGACCCUCUCAGGCCCUCUAGAGGUCUUUGUCAUUGGUACAUCUGUUGUUCUUCAUCUUGGCAGGCAUGCAUAUG